UUCCAGGAGAGUUCGACACAGAGUUGUCCGUUGGGUCCUGAACCGUUGUAAACGUCGGGUUUGAAGAGUCAGCGAUAGAGAGCGGCCAUCACGGCGACCCUGAACGUUGACAUAACGGACCAACUGUUCUCUGCCUGAGGGGUUUACCACAGGAGAGCAAUGAAGGAUCCGAGCCUGAACAACAUCAACGCCAACAUGACCAUCAGCAACGAGGUUAUCCUCAGCACCCAGUACAUCUCAGAGGACAAUCCCUUCGCUGAGUACAUGUGGAUGGAGAAUGAGGAGGAGUUCAACCGACAGGUGGAGGAGGAGCUGUGGGAGGAGGAAUUUAUCGAGCGCUGUAUUCAGGAGCUGCUGGAGGAGGAGGAGCAGUGGGAGUGGUUCAUCCCGUCCAGAGACCUCCCCGCUCACAGCGUCGCUCAGCUGCAGGAUCAGAUCAGUCUGCUUGUCCUCGACGCAGACGUGCACGCGGACGCCGACUUCGACAUCGUGGUGAACAGCAGUCUAAACCCAAACGCCAAGGAGUUCAUCCCAGGGAUCCAGAAACAUGUCAUGUGACCCCGCCGGGCUCCCCCCACCCCCCCCACCCCCACCCCCCACUCCGCACUGUGACAUCAUCAAGAAGAUGUCUGCCGUAUUUUCCAGUCGCCACUCGACCUUCAGCCUGACGUGUUGCCAAAGUUCUGCGCUCGCCUCGCACGUGUUUGACUUCAGUGUUCCCAUAGUUACUGAAAGCUCCACCCACUCACCUGUCCGUCUGUGUGACUCUCUGAAUGUAAAUCAGCUGAGAGCGAGUCUGUGAGUCUGUCCACGUUGAUCCAGAACAAACCGGUCUCUGUUGCAAUCAGCUCUGAUGUCUCACUCUGACAUUUUUAUUUGCACUUUUAUAAAAACCUAAAAAAAAAAGACUUUGUGUUCACAUUUACUCUGAAUUUUGAACCGGUUUGGAACUGGUUUGAUCCAGUUUUUAGGUUCUCUGCACUCGUCCAUAUUUUCCCAUCAUCCUUUGUGGUUUCGGUGCGUGCUGCCUGUCAGAGCUGUGGGCUCUCUGCUGCCUCGUUAACUGCUGUUUGUUUGUUGUUUUUCUAAAUGCACAUAAAGUACUGUAUAAAAAGUCAUAUAACUUAAAAAGUUGUAAAAAAAUCUAUUUUUUCUUAAUCUAUUUGAAAUAAAUGUUUAUGGAGAAAACC
Molecule: messenger RNA, 1190 nt
Organism: Cheilinus undulatus (humphead wrasse)
Lineage: Eukaryota; Metazoa; Chordata; Actinopteri; Labriformes; Labridae
Product: polyadenylate-binding protein-interacting protein 2-like
Exons: 5
Coding region: 160-558 (132 amino acids)
Biological process (GO): negative regulation of translational initiation
Cellular component (GO): cytoplasm
Molecular function (GO): mRNA regulatory element binding translation repressor activity
Source: RefSeq, a predicted model, not a curated record